AUGGCGGGAGGAAUCUUCUCUCCUUUUGACAACUUGUGGGACUCCGACUGCGCCAACUGCCACCCCUUGGUGUGUCACCUGUGUCAUGAGCAGUAUCAGCAGCCCUGUCUUCUGGAUUGCUACCACAUCUUCUGUGCCAGCUGCUUAAUAGGCAGAGCCAGUGAUAAUCGUCUCAACUGCCCCCUCUGUGGAUAUGUAUCAGUCAUUAAAGGGACAAAUGCCCUCCCGCCAGAAGACCGUCUGUUGAAAUUUCUGGUAGAUAAUUCUGCAGACAGUGAAGAAAUAGUGCAGUGUGCUAACUGUGACAUGGAGUGUAAGAUACAGGAGGCAGGAGCGAUGUAUUACUGUAACACCUGUAGCCAGCCCCUGUGUGGAGAAUGCAGAGACAGUACCCACAGAGCCAGAAUGUUCUCCUGCCAUGACGUCGUCUCCCUGGCCAAACGCGCUAAGGAAGGCCACAAGAAAUGCCCGCUUCAUGAAGAACUUUACAUCAUGUUCUCCACAGAGAAGAAAUCGAUGCUCUGCAUCAAAUGUUUUAGAGACAUGCAAGUGGAGAGCCGAACCCAUUGUAUAGAUAUUGAAACGGCAUAUGUCCAAGGCUGUGAAAUAUUGGACCAGGCUGUGAUGGCCGUGAAAGAGUUGCAGUCGUCUGCACGAGAGGCUAUUGUCCUGCUCAAGGCCAUGAUCAGAGAGGUGCAGACCAAUGUGGAAGAGGAAGAGAGCGCCAUCUGCAGCCUGUUCAACAGCAUGCAGGAAAAACUGGCAGAAAGGAAGAGAGUCCUGCUGAAAGCUGCUCAAAGUCAACAUGAAGAAAAGGAAAAGGCAUUUAAAGAGCAGCUCGCUCACCUGGCUUCCCUUCUCCCCACUCUACAAGUUCAUCUUGUCACUUGCUCAGCUUUUCUGAGCUCGGCCAAUAAGUAUGAGUUUCUGGACAUGGGCUAUCAGCUGAUGGACAGAUUGCGAAAGAUUGUAAAGUUGCCUCACAGACUCAGACCGACCCAGAGCAGCAAGAUCAAUACAGACUACCAUGCCGAGUUUGCUCGCUGCCUGGAGCCUCUACUGUUGCUGGGCCAGCGUCGGCCAGGCUCUGUGGCAGGAGGAACCAGCGUGGGCAACCUGCUGCAGUCCCCUCUGUCCCUGUCGUGUCGCUCUCCCUCUCUCAGUGACAUGCCGCUGGGCUCCUCACUGGGUCGUCGGCCCACCUCUCACCGCUACAUCUGCACAAAGGUCCUCCUGGCCGAAGGCACUGACACACCUUUCACCGAGCAUUGCCGCAACUAUGAGAACACCUACCACACUCUGCAGACAGAAAUUCAGAAGCUGAAGGAUCAGGUGCAGGAGAUGCACAGAGACUUGACCAAGCACCAUUCGCUCAUUAACACAGAGACUAUGGGGGAAAUCCUGGAGAGGUCCCAGCUCAUUGACAGCCAGAUCACCUCUCAGUACACCACUGUGCAGACCCUCAGGGCCAUGUUUGAGGAGGAAUGGGAAGAGACCUUUCAAAGAGUUUCAAAUGAACAGGAAAUCUAUGAAGCUCAGCUGCAUGACCUGCUCCAGUUAAAGCAAGAGAACUCCUAUCUGACAACCAUCGCACGACAAAUAGGGCCCUACAUCUUGUCCAUAGCCAGAGUGAAGGAACGCUUGGAGCCCAGGUUUCAGGAGCCAAAAGAACUUGAGGAUGAUCGCACAGAGUCCAUGCUUAAGAUCUAUGAGGACAGCACUAUGUCCUCUGAAUCACCGCACAGUGACAAAGAGAUUUGUUCAGCUGACUUCGACUGGGAUUCAAGCGUGGACAAGCAGUCCCUAAUCCUGAGGCCAGACGAGUCCUUGUUCAAGAACAACGACUACUGCUGGUCAAACAAGCAAAGGAGCAUACCAGAGAUGGCCAGUCACAAGGAACUACCACUAUAA
Molecule: messenger RNA, 1911 nt
Organism: Chanos chanos (milkfish)
Lineage: Eukaryota; Metazoa; Chordata; Actinopteri; Gonorynchiformes; Chanidae
Gene: rnf207a
Product: ring finger protein 207a
Exons: 17
Coding region: 1-1911 (636 amino acids)
Biological process (GO): regulation of heart looping; regulation of cardiac muscle contraction
Cellular component (GO): perinuclear region of cytoplasm
Molecular function (GO): zinc ion binding; Hsp70 protein binding; transmembrane transporter binding
Source: RefSeq, a predicted model, not a curated record